Messenger RNA from Condylura cristata (star-nosed mole), 1359 nucleotides. It is a transcript of the gene EMID1, whose product is annotated as EMI domain containing 1. NCBI's taxonomy places the organism in Eukaryota, Metazoa, Chordata, Mammalia, Eulipotyphla, Talpidae. The transcript has 16 exons. Gene Ontology annotation, molecular function: protein binding. The annotation marks the transcript as partial. The record is from RefSeq and is a predicted model, not a curated record.
GGGCUCCUGCUCCCGGGAGGCAGCGCCGCGUGGAGCGUCGGUGGAGCCCAGUUCUCUGGACGCAGAAACUGGUGCUCAUACAUAGUGACCCGCACGAUCUCAUGCCACGUGCAGAAUGGUACCUACCUUCAGCGAGUGCUGCAGACCUGCCCCUGGCCCAUGAGCUGCCCAGGGAAUAGCUACAGAACCGUGGUGAGACCCACAUACAAGGUGAUGUACAAGACAGUGACCGCCCGAGAGUGGAGGUGCUGCCCCGGCCACUCGGGGGCGAGCUGCGAGGAAGUUGCAGGCUCCUCUGGGUUUGUCGAGCCCGGGUGGUCAGGCAACACCAUGCGGCGGAUGGUGCUUCGGCCCACAGCCUUCUCAGGUUGUCUCAACUGCAGCAAAGUCUUGGAGCUGAAUGAGCGGCUGAAGGUGCUGGAAGCCAAGGUGGCAGUGCUCACUGUCCCAGGGCAGGCAGCACCCGUGACCCCAGCUGUUCCAGAGGACCCGGCCUCACUGUGGGGCUCCCCAGCUGCCCAGGGCAGCCCAGGGGGUGGAGGCCUCCAAGGACUGCCAGGAGCCAGAGAGAACACCAGGGCCCCACUGCUCCCUCGUGAUGAUCAAGUUGGUAUCCAGGGGCUUCCUGGGCCCUCUGGCCCCAAGGGAGACACUGGCAGCCGGGGCCCCAUGGGGAUAAGAGGCCCACCAGGUCCACAAGGCCCCCCAGGAAAUCCUGGCCAGGCUGGAGCUGUGGGCACCCCUGGAGAGAGGGGCCCUCCAGGCCCACCAGGGCCUCCUGGCCCCCCAGGACCUCCUGCCCCUGCUGGACCACCUCAUACCCAGAUCACCCAGCAUGGGGACCCAUUACUGUCUAAUACCUUUACUGAGACCAGCAGCCACUGGGCCCAGGGACCUGCUGGGCCUCCAGGUCCCCCAGGGCCUGUAGGUCCCCCCGGACCUCCUGGCCCCAUGGGCACCCCUGGGAGUCCUGGACUUGUUGGACCGCCAGGCCCCAGUGGCCCUAAAGGAAUCUCCGGCCACCCAGGAGAGAAGGGUGAGAAAGGACUGCGUGGGGAGACUGGGCCUCAUGGAUCCCCAGGGCAGCGGGGAGAACCUGGCCCCAAAGGAGACCCUGGUGAAAGGGGCCAUUGGGCUCCUAGCUUACAGAGCUUUCUGCAGCAGCAGGCUCAGCUGGAGCUCCUGGCCAGACGGGUCACCCUGCUGGAAGCCAUCAUCUGGCCAGAACCAGAAGGGUCUGGGACAGGCCCUGCCAGCACAGACACUCCCAGCUUCCUGCGGGGCAAGAGGGGAAGACACACAGCCAACUACCGGAUCGUGGCCUCCAAGAGCCACCAUGAGAGAGGCUGAGAGCGGUGG